GAUAAUAAAACUGGCAUCGCGCACUCGAGCGCCAAGUUAAUUUGCAAACGCUGCUCAUACGCUGCGGAGGCAAGAAGCAAAGCCAAAACACACAGAGCAAAAGCGCCUCUGGCCCCAGUUACUGGCAGUGUGACCAAAGCGCGUGCGUGUUCAGCGUCCACUUUGGCCUUAUUCGCAAACACAGCGACAGCAAUAACAACAGCGUCAGCUACAGCCACACACACAAACACUCAAAAGACUCAGAGACGCAUAGCGCCACGCGCACACAGUCAUACCGAACGCUCGCAGUCUUCGUCUCGUGUUGCUCCUCAACUCAGCAAAAGCGUCUCGAUGUUCCACUCCCAAAUGCUCAAUGUGAAGACGAAAAGUGUGCCCAGUCACGCGCACAGUUUCCCGUUAUAACGAAUACCACACACACCGACUCCCGCAUACACCCAACCAGAAGCACUCACCAAAGCAAGCGACCAAAAUAGAGCAGGAUCCUAACACAUAUACAUACAUACAGAUAUACUAACUGCUAGACGUAAGUAGUCAAUGCCAAAUAGAAUGAUUAUGGAUAAGACGGAGGUAGCCGGCGAAAGUGCUUGGACGAAGCUGCUCAGCGAGGACAACAGCAAGGCACCUGUCCUCAUCAAGUCCAGCAACAUCAAAGAUGGCAAGCAGACAGCCGCACUCCAUGUGGAGCAGCUCAGCAUUAAUGCGCUGCCAGCGAGCGCCAGCGCUGAUCCCGUUGCCGACUCCAGUGCCAACAUCGAGCAGGCUUACAAUCGCAGCGCCACCUAUGGGUCGGGCAUCAACAGCGCUGGCGGCGAGUCGAGCGGCAGCGGAACUCUGCUCUCUCGCAAGGAGUCUUUCCUCGGCUCAUUUCACAAGCAAAUCAGGCGAUCGAUCAAGGCGGUCAGCGAGUCGCCAGGAGCACUAAAUAGGUAUCGGCAGACGCGCUUUAGCUCGCGCCGCAUGCGAAAACGUGUCGUGUUCAAGCAUGGCGAAUGCAACGUGGUGCAAGGAAACGUGGCCAAGAGACGCCGCCGUUAUCUGCAGGACAUCUUCACCACCCUCGUGGACGCUCAGUGGCGCUGGACGCUGCUGGUGUUUGCGGCCAGUUUCGUCAUCUCUUGGGCGUUCUUUGGCGUGAUCUGGUGGAUCAUAGCGUUUGCCCACAACGAUCUGGAGUAUAUAUAUCUGCGCAAUACACAGCCGGAGCUGAUUGCCAAUAUGACGCACACGGUGUGCGUGACGGAGGUGAAGGGCAUGAUGACGGCCUUCCUGUACUCGGUGGAGACGCAAACGACCAUCGGCUAUGGCAAUCGCUAUGUGACCGAGGAGUGCCCGGAGGCCAUAUUUACGAUGUGCAUACAGUGCAUCACGGGCGUUUUCAUUCAGGCCUUUAUGGUGGGCAUUGUCUUUGCCAAACUGUCGCGGCCCAAGAAGCGCGCCCAAACGCUGCUCUUCUCCAGGAAUGCGGUCAUCUGUCAUAGGGAUGGAACACCGUGCCUGAUGUUCCGUGUCGGUGAUAUGCGCAAGUCGCACAUCAUCGAGGCUCAUGUCCGUGCCCAGGUCAUACGCAAGAAAGUGACCAAGGAGGGUGAAGUGCUGCCCUUUUAUCAGCAGGAGCUGCAUGUGGGCGCCGAUGGGGGAGAGGAUCGGCUGAUGUUCAUCUGGCCAACGACCAUUGUGCACAAGAUCGAUCGCAAUAGUCCGCUCUACAUGCUCUCCGCCUCGGAUAUGCUCAAGGAGCGGUUCGAGGUGGUCGUCAUGCUGGAGGGCGUCAUCGAGUCCACGGGCAUGACGACGCAGGCUCGCAGCAGCUAUUUACCCUCGGAGAUACUGUGGGGCCAUCGGUUCGUCAAUGUGGUGUCCUUUCGCAAGGAGACGGGCGAGUACGAAGUGGACUACACGCUCUUCAACAACACCUACGACGUGGACACGCCCCUGUGCAGUGCCAAGCAGCUGGACGAGCUCAAGUCGGAGUGCACGCGCAGUGCCAAGAGCGGCAUAGUGCCCUUUGGGGAUCGUACGCUCUCCACGGCCAGCAUGUUCCAGCGCAUUGCAUCGGCCGCGUCUGUGGAUCACCUCGAUCCGGCCAGCGAUGAGUCGUUGGACUCGGGCCGUUUGCAAAUACGCUCGCAUUCCAUACCGAACGGCGUCCUGCCCAGCGAACUGGAGCCACUUAACAACAACAACAACAACAAUCACCAUGGCCAUGGCAAGCACGGCGCAUCGUUCACCAUGGGCGGCCACAAUAUAUCCAUAACGACAACGGCGCCCAGCAUACCCAACCUAACAAGUAUUAAUGAGAGAACCAACUCCGGUAAUUCCAUAAACAGCAGCAACUACAGCAACAACAACAGUCUCAGUGCGUUGAAUACGAUAGCAGCUGCAACCGCUGCACCACCGGCCGGAGCUGCUGCUACCGGCAGCAACAGCAGCAGAGUCAAGCAAGCGAAUCCCCGACGACUGAGCAUCAAACAGGAUCAGCUGCCCAUCGAUUCCAUGUGCUGAUAUUCAACCCGAGCGCGCGGAGCGGACCCAAACUGAUGUUGUAUUUUAAGUGUAGGCUCCUAGAAAUCUAGUUAGAGUACAUAACAUAUAUACAUAUAUACAUAUAGAUUGAUAGAUAGAUGUAAGCAGAGCGCUCACUCAGAUGUAGCUCUGUUAGCUGUGAACUCCUAAAGAUCCCUAACAAGCGCAUACACACUCCCCCUCCCCUUCUAUACCAGCAGCAAGUCCUGACCGACCAUCUGGCUUGUAUUCAAAAAGCAAACACUAAAACUUGAUGAUAAUUGAUGAUUUUAGUAUAUUUUUUUCCGUUAGUGUUAGUUUUAAAUGAAUUUACUAUAGAUAAGCUCAAAUUGAUAUUAUAACAACAACAAAAACAAAUACCGAAAACGAUAUAAUGAAACCAAAAUACUGCAACUUCCAUGUAGAGUCGUAUAAAGUCUUCAACUAUAUAAAGCUCAUGAAUGUGAAUGAAUGAAGAAAACAAAAUGAAAUGUAAUAUGAUUUUUAAAGCUACCUUUUGCGAUGAUUGUUCAAUAUCUCAAUUACUCAAUACAUAAAUAUUCCAAAUUAUAGCUGUUAUAAAUAAUGUGUGGACAAUAAAUGGAAUGAGCAUAUGUGAAUGUUAA
Molecule: messenger RNA, 3128 nt
Organism: Drosophila mojavensis
Lineage: Eukaryota; Metazoa; Arthropoda; Insecta; Diptera; Drosophilidae
Gene: Irk1
Product: G protein-activated inward rectifier potassium channel 3
Exons: 6
Coding region: 535-2502 (655 amino acids)
Biological process (GO): potassium ion import across plasma membrane; regulation of monoatomic ion transmembrane transport
Cellular component (GO): plasma membrane
Molecular function (GO): inward rectifier potassium channel activity
Source: RefSeq, a predicted model, not a curated record